Molecule: messenger RNA, 2460 nt
Organism: Schistocerca gregaria
Lineage: Eukaryota; Metazoa; Arthropoda; Insecta; Orthoptera; Acrididae
Exons: 1
Coding region: 1-2460 (819 amino acids)
Biological process (GO): pseudouridine synthesis
Cellular component (GO): nucleus
Molecular function (GO): pseudouridine synthase activity; RNA binding
Source: RefSeq, a predicted model, not a curated record
AUGGACGGAUUUGCCCGAGCGUCGCCGGGCCGCGAGCGCGGCCCCGCGUCGGGUUCGAGCCCCCGCGCGGACGAGAGCCGAGUCGAGGACGAGCGAGCGGGCGAACAGGGCGGAAACGGUCGCGAUCGCACCGAUGGCGACGCGCCCGUACAAGACACGACCUUUGCCGGACGUCACGCAGAAAAUUUCCUCGGCGCGGAUCGCGCCGACGCCCCUGCUUCUCGCGAGUGGCGCCGGGAACUAGAUUGCGGCCUUCGGUCCUUUUGCACGCCCAGUCGGCCCAGCAUUCACGCCCUGUUCAAACACCGGUUUUCCGACUUCGUCGUCCACGAGAUCGCCAAGGAAGGGCGGCCGGUCGUCCUCAGCGAGCCUCUCCAAGUCGGUGCCGGCGAUUCCCAGACGAACGGGCCGCACAGAGACAAAAGAGCGAGCCAAGAGACCGAACAGACGGAGACGAAGAGAAGGUGCGCCUCCGCGAUCGACGCCUCUUCUGACUCGAACCGCGCCGACCGCGGCGCUUGCGGCAACGACGGUCUCCCUCCUGACCCGGACGACUCGAGUCGCCGUCGCGACGCCUUGGACGGCUACCGAAACAAGUUUCCCUCCCUCGCAGGUCUCCUGUCUCUUUUUGAGAACGAGGGGGUCCCCGAGAAGGCGUCCGAGGAACAACUGGUCUGCCUCUUUCGGCUCGCGGACGGCGAGGAUCUGAGCGAAUUCGCCUCUGAGACGCAUCGCGAAGGAAACGCCUGGAUCCAGGGAGACGCGGACGGAAAGAACGCGCUUUUUUUGGAUUUCACGGGCAGGUCGAAGGAGGCCAGGACGCGGUUCCACCAAUUGGUCAGGGAGAGCACGGAGCAGCUGAGGAGCGAGACGACCACCGUAGGGGAAGGCAGAACGGCGAUUCGCGUGUGGCGCGGAAAGGACAAAUACGACAGGUACCGCCGCCAUCCCAGAGAAAGCAAGUGCAAAUACACGAGCUUCGUGGUUUGCAAGGAAAACAUGGACACGAUGGAGAUGGUCCACCUGGUGGCGAGGACUUUGGGGCUGCAGCCGAAAAAAGUUCAGUUCGCCGGAACGAAGGACAAACGGGGAGUGACCGUGCAGAGAGUGUCCGUACCCUGGGUUGACGCGGACAGAGUGGCUCGGCUAAGCAGGCUUAGGAACAUCAUUGUGGGCAACGUCGAGGAUUCGAACGUCGCGAUCAAACUAGGAGACCUAACCGGGAACAAAUUUCAAGUGAUGCUAAGGGAAGUGGGCGUCGAUCGCGUCGAGGCAGCUCACGGCGACGACUCAAGCCAAGCCGAGUCCCGCUCGCUGUCUCUGGAAUUGUGCCAAUCCGUCUUGGACGCGUGCGACUUCGUCAAAAAAUUCGGCUUCAUCAACUAUUUCGGAUGUCAGCGAUUCGGAACUCACGUCGUGCGAACUCACUGGGUCGGCCGUCUGUGCCUGUUGGGGAAGUGGCGAGAAGUCAUAGAGUGCAUCCUAGCGCCCGAAGAAAGAGACUCAAGCGCAAUCCGCGAGGCGAUGAAAUCCUACGACUCGUCCGCGGGCGCCAAGGCAGCUCUGUCUCUCUUGCCCAAGAAGAUGUCCAUAGAAAGGGCGAUUUUGCGCUCUCUGGCGCAGCACCCCGGCGACUACCUGCGCGCCUUUCAGUCGCUCGUACGGUCCAUGCGGAUGAUGUACGUCCACGCCUACCAAAGCUACAUAUGGAACGAGGCAGCCUCGAAGAGAGUCGACGCGUACGGGAUCUCGGAGGUCGUGGUGGGAGACCUGGUCGUCGAAAAUCCAGAAACGCUAGGCGGGCCGAACUCCGCCGACCUGGAGGGGGACGGCGGAAAACUGGAGGAGGAGGACGGAAAACCGGAGGAAGACAACGGAAAACCGGAGAACGACGACGGAAAACCGGAGAGCGAAAACUCUUCCGCCGGGCCACGCGUUCUCCUAGUCGACUCAAAAGAAAUGGCGCUUCGCUACUCUAUUCACCAGGUCGUGCUGCCUCUCCCCGGAAAGAACGUGCUCUACCCCACUCACCAAGUCGGAGAAUUCAUAUCCGACCUCCUCGCCCUUCACGGGCUCGAUCGGUCCUUCUCUGCGGACAAGCAGUUUUACCUCGGCGGCGACUACCGGCCGCUUCUCGCGCGCCCGUCGAACUUCGACUACGCGUUCGUCGCCUACUCCUCCAGGGACCAAGACCUGGUCCGCACCGCCAUGAGCCGCGGCGAUUCGCACGAUCUGCCGCCAGAUCGAAACUAUCCAGCUCUAAAAAUAGAGCUAGAACCGGAUUGUCGGGUCUUCGUCCCCGCCGAGCUGUCGUCCGCCGACCGCCCCACUCGCGCGGGGCUUUACCUGUCCUUUUGCCUGCCGAGCUCGUGCUACGCGAGCUGUCUCAUUCGCGAGGUGCUGCGGCGACCGCUGGACCAGGCGACGCUUCGCAGCGUCUACAGAAGACCGGAGUCUUAG